Messenger RNA from Phytophthora nicotianae INRA-310, 2583 nucleotides. RefSeq names its product fatty acid oxidation complex, alpha subunit, mitochondrial. The record is from RefSeq and is a predicted model, not a curated record. Lineage: Eukaryota; Oomycota; Peronosporomycetes; Peronosporales; Peronosporaceae. Gene Ontology annotation, biological process: fatty acid beta-oxidation. Gene Ontology annotation, molecular function: NAD+ binding; long-chain (3S)-3-hydroxyacyl-CoA dehydrogenase (NAD+) activity; enoyl-CoA hydratase activity. The transcript has a single exon. The coding region runs from base 109 to 2352 and encodes 747 amino acids. Gene Ontology annotation, cellular component: mitochondrial fatty acid beta-oxidation multienzyme complex.
GAUGGGUCUUUUUCACGUCGGAAUCCCGGCGGACGCAUCUUGUGUAGCUCUUCGGGAUCUUUUCACUUCGCAAUCCUGCGGUUGCCACACAAGCUCCGACCUGUUGUUAUGGUGCUCCAGACGACCUCGAUCCUGCGACGCGCGGCGCUAUCUGCGCGACUGGCGUCCUCGCGCGCUUUUUCCAGUGCUGCCUCCAGCUCCGGCGCCUUCUUGACGAUGGAGACGCGCUCCAACGGCGUGGCCAUUGUGCGGCUGGACGACAAGGCGGCCAAAGUGAACACGAUCUCGUCCAAGAUGACGGCGGAGAUGACGACGAUGCUGGACACGGUGGAGAAUGACCCCAAUGUCAAGUCGGUGGUGCUCAUCUCGGCCAAGCCGGGGGUGUUCAUUGCCGGCGCGGAUAUCGCCGAGCUGAACGCGUGUAAGACGGAAGAGGAGAUGCGUGACAUGUCCAGAGCUGGCCAAGCGUUCAUGAACCGGUUGGCUGGCUCUAAGAAGCCCUUCGUGGCGGCUAUCGAGGGCUCCUGCAUGGGCGGCGGCCUCGAGGUUGCGCUCGCCUGCCACUACCGCGUGGCGGCGAAGAGCAAGAAGACGCAGCUAGCUCUACCCGAAGUGAUGCUGGGGCUGCUACCAGGCGCAGGUGGGACCCAGCGUCUACCUAAGCUUGUGGGCAUCCAGGCCGCAUUGGAUAUGAUGCUGACGGGCAAGAACAUCAAGCCCGACAAGGCAUUGAAAAUGGGUCUGGUGAACCAAGUGGCCGACCCGUUUGCACUUGAGAAUGCAGCCAUCUCAGCAGCUGAGCAACUCGCAUCAGGCAGUUUGAAACCCAAGAAGAAGAACAAAGGACUGGUCAACCGCAUCUUGGAGGACACGCCACUGCGUCAGAUUGUCUUCAAUAAGGCUGGAGAGAUGGUGGAGAAGAAGACGGGAGGACACUACCCCGCUCCUAAGCUCAUCCUGGAAGCCGCGCAGACGGGAAUUGAACAGGGAAUCACUAAAGGUCUAGAAGUUGAAGCAACUAACUUCGCCAAGCUGGGAAUGACCAGCGAGGCCAAGGCACUGAUGAGUAUCUUCUUCGGACAGACAGCCCUGAAGAAGAAUCGCUACGGUAAACCUGCGAAGCCUGUGGAGACUAUGGCAGUCGUUGGCGCCGGACUGAUGGGAGCUGGUAUCGCACAGGUAUCCGCUGCCAAAGGUGUGCGUGUCCUACUUAAGGACCGCGAUGCUGCGGCUGCUGCUAAAGGAGAAGACUACGUUCGCAGCAACUUGGACCAGAAGGUGAAGCGCAAACGCAUGACCAUCUACGAUCGUGACGCUGUGAUGGCCAACGUCGUGCCUCUGUCGGACGAGGAUGAGGUCUGGAAGACGCACAUCAAGAAGGCGGAUCUCGCUAUUGAGGCGGUUUUUGAGGACUUGGCUCUGAAGCACAAGGUUCUGUCGGAUCUGGAGAACUAUGUGUCGAAAGAUUGCGUCAUUGCGACCAACACAUCGGCACUUCCGAUCGCGGACAUUGCGUCUGCCUGCAAGCGACCGGAGAACGUGAUCGGUAUGCACUACUUCUCACCUGUGCCCAGUAUGCCGCUACUGGAGAUCAUUCGUCACGCUGGUACGAGUGAUGCGACUGCGGCGAAGGCUGUGGAUCUGGGACUUCGUCAAGGCAAGACGGCUAUCGUGGUGAAGGAUGUCCCUGGUUUCUAUGUGAACCGCUGUCUUGGCCCGUACAUUGCGGAGACGCUGGCACUUGUGGGAGAUGGCGUUGAACCGGAGAAGCUCGACAAACUCAUGACCAAGUGGGGGCUUCCCGUGGGUCCCAUCACGCUGGCUGACGAGGUGGGACUGGAUGUGGCUUACCACGUUAAUCAGACGCUGUCGAAGGCGCUGGGUGUGCGUAUGGAGGGCGGUGAUGCCAAGUUGUUUGAGGAGAUGAUUGAACAAGGAUUUUUGGGCAAGAAAUCUGGCAAGGGCUUCUUCGUGCAGCCUCCUAAGGGCAAGAAGAGCAAGAAGACGUUGAAUGCGGAUGCCAUGAACCUUGUCAAGAAGUUCCAGAAGCAAGACUUGAAGCUCAGCGACGAAGACACGGUCAACCGUCUCAUCUCGCGCUUCGUGAACGAGGCAGUUCUGUGUGUGCAAGACGAGAUCAUUGAGUCCCCAUCGGAGGGCGACAUUGGCGCUGUGUUCGGCAUUGGCUUCCCACCUUUCAUUGGCGGACCAUUCCGCUAUGUUGACAAGGUGGGCAGCACCAAGUUCACGGAGAUGAUGCAGCGUUAUGCUGAUCAGUACGGACCGCAGUUUGCCCCUGCACCGCUGUUGGAAGACAUGGCCAAGACGAACAAGAAGUUCCACUCGAAUUAAGGCCCCGCAUCAGAUUAACUUGGCGGUAGCAGUCGUUUAUGAUGAUCUCACAAUGCAACAGGGAGAAAUGCACCUUUCAUAUUUUUGUGUUGUCGGUAAGAUAUCGUGUUGCUACAGGAAGUAGUAGUCGUCCAAGGAUGUUCAUGUGGGUACGCCAGCUCUCUGUUGCAGUGAGAUAAGGGUCUAAGAUUGCAAGAUAAUGGUAGAACACAAUGAUGAGAACGUACCAGC